Dictyostelium discoideum AX4 is the source of this 1725-nucleotide messenger RNA. Its product is annotated as regulator of chromosome condensation domain-containing protein. The record is from RefSeq and is a predicted model, not a curated record. The transcript has 2 exons. The coding region runs from base 1 to 1725 and encodes 574 amino acids. Lineage: Eukaryota; Evosea; Eumycetozoa; Dictyosteliales; Dictyosteliaceae.
AUGCAAUCAAUUUUAAAGAAUAUCCAUCAAACAUCUACUUCUACUACUCUUAAAAUUUGUAGUAGAAAUUUUAUAUUAAAUAAUUAUAAUAAAAAUAACUAUAAUUUAUUUAAUUACAAUAAUUAUAAUAAUAAUUCGAAUUUAACAAUAAAAAGAACUUUUUUUUCAAAAUUAUUUGGUAAAAAAGAUAAUGAUGAAAAUAGUGGUAUCCCAAAAAAAAAGAAAGUUACAUUAGGUAGUGCAAUUAAAGGUGGAAAAAUUGAAAAAUUACAAAAUGGAUUCAAUUGGAGUAAUUUAAAAAAUAAUGAUGAUAUUAAAACUGCAAUCUACUCUAUUGGUGUUAAUAGUCAAGGUCAAUUAGGUUUAGGUGAUUGGAAAUCUGAAUCAACAUUAGUAUUUAAUGAACAAUUUAUAGAAUAUUCUGUAAAAUCUUUAAAAUCAACAUUUUUACACUCAUGUGCAUUUACAAAUGAUAAUGAUAUGUUAACAUGGGGUGCAAAUUUUAAUUUACAAAUUGGACAUAAAUAUGGAUCAAAUACAAGUAUAUUUCCAAAUUUUGUAGAGAGUUCACCAUAUUCAGUAAGAGUUACAAACUUUUCAAAAUCAGAUGUUAUUGGUGGUUCAAUUGGUGGUUGGUCAAGUUUUGCAAUCACCAAAGAUCAAAUUACAAAACAAAAUUCAAUUUAUAGUUGGGGUAAUAAUCAACAUGGUCAAUUAGGUAUUGGAACUUUAUUAAAUAUUCAAACUCCAAAUAAAAUUUUAUUUAAAGAUGAUGAUAAUAAUUCAAAUGAUAAUCAAAAUAAUAAUCAAAAUAAAUAUAAUAGUAAUAAUAUUAAAAAGAUAUCAAAUGGAUUAUAUCAUACAUUAUUUUUAUUUAAUAAUGGUAAAAUGUUAUCAUGUGGUAAAUCAGAUGAUGGACAAUUAGGUAUAUCAUUUUCAAAUAAUAAUAAUAAUAAUAAUACAGCAACAACAAAAACACCAGAUAUAAAAUUACCAGUACCUUCAAAUUUACUUGAUAAAUUUAAAAUGGUUGAUAUUGAAGCUGGUUAUUUUCAUUCAAUUGGGUUGACUGAAAAUGGUGACAUUUAUCAAUGGGGCAGAGGUAAAUUACGAUAUUUAGAUGGUAACGAUUUACAAUUAUCACCAUUUUCACAAAUGAAUGAUUAUGAUAAUAAUAAUAAUAAUAAUAAAAAAUUAAAUAAUAUAAUUUAUAAAAUUAAUGGUAUUCCAAUUAAUGAAAAAGUAAUUCAAAUCGGUGCUGCUGAUAAUUUGUCAAUGGCUUUAACUGAUAAUGGUAAAUUAUAUAAAUGGUCAUCAAUAAAUGAAAAUGAAAAUGAAAAUGAAAAUGAUAAUGAUAAUGAUAAUAGUAUUACAGCAGAAUUAGUUGAAUUCCCAGAGUUUAAUAAUGAAAAAAUAAAUAAAUUCUCUUUAUCAAAUACACAUGCUGCUGUGGCAUUUAAUGAAUCACCAAAUGAAAUUUGUGUAUGGUCACUUAGAGAUGAUUUCACAUUAGAGAAGAAACUUAGUAAAUCAAUGUUUGCAACAAUAUUACCAACUACUGAUUCCAAUAAUAAUAAUAAUAAUAAUAAUAAUAAUAAUAAUAAUAAUAAUAAUAAUAAUAAUAAUAGUAAUAUAAAAAGAUUCACUCUACCAACUGAUCAUAAAGUUACUGAUAUCUCUGUUGGUACUCAUUUUUUAAUUUUAUUGGCAAAUAAAAUAAAAUAA